Caenorhabditis briggsae is the source of this 1695-nucleotide messenger RNA. Gene Ontology annotation, molecular function: dGTPase activity. Gene Ontology annotation, cellular component: nucleus. The transcript has 9 exons. Bases 1 to 1695 code for a protein of 564 amino acids. NCBI's taxonomy places the organism in Eukaryota, Metazoa, Nematoda, Chromadorea, Rhabditida, Rhabditidae. The record is from RefSeq and is a predicted model, not a curated record. Gene Ontology annotation, biological process: dGTP catabolic process.
AUGGAUCGCAGUUGGUACCGCCCGAUUCAACAUGUGGAAGGGACCCGAAGGAAGUUCAAAUCGGUAUCUUUGGAAGAGGAAUCGUUGAGGAGCAUGAAUUGGCUGAAUCUAGAACCCAAGCAUAUCAUCAACGACAACGUGUAUGGCAGCGUCAAGGUGCCGUCCCCAAUUGACAAAAUCAUUGAUACUGCUGAGUUUCAACGUUUGCGUAAUCUUAAACAAACUGGUCUCGUUUAUCGAGUUUAUCCCAAUUGUGAACACUCGAGAUUUGUCCACUCACUAGGAACUUUCUCGUUGGCUUACACAUUGGUUGAUAAGCUCCGACACAAUCAGCCAUCACUCAAUAUCACCCCUGCCGACAUACUUGUGUCGCAGUGGCAGCGCUUCUUCACGAUGUCGGACACGGAUAUGUCGAUCCGAAUUAUCAGAAGUAUUAUGUCCAAAGAUGACAUCAGAGAAAGCUUCAAGGACAUUCUGGGACAAGGAAAGGACUAUGAUGAUAAUGUUCAGUUCAUUACUGAAUUAAUAAGUUCGAAACCUUUUGAAUUCAAGAACAUCGAAUCCUUCGAGUCACUGUCGGACCAACAGAAAAGAAACGCAGUUAAGGAGGAAUGGGUUUCGGCCGUUUCUGGAAGAGGUCCUGAGAAAUCAUUCCUCUAUGACAUUGUUUCCAACUCGGACAACGGACACGAUGUGGACAAGAUGGACUAUUUGCUGAGAGAUUCGAAGGCUUCUGGAGUUGCAAUCACCUUCAGUGAUCAAUCCCUUAGCAGACUAUUGGACCAUGUCCGUGUCGUCACCGACCCAAUCAGUGGAUUAAAGAGAAUCGGCUAUUCCGAAAAAUGUCAAAAAGAAGUGCAAUCAAUCGGAGACUCAAGACAAGAGCUUCACUCGAAAGUCUAUCAGCACAAAGCUGUGAGAUUUAUAGAGGCAUUAAUGGUUGAUGCUCUCAUCAAAGCGGGUCCUCUUCUCGAAUACAAAGGAUCAAAUAAUGAUCUUUUUCCACUUUCUCGAGUCACAGAAGACGUAGAAGCUUACAUCAAAACUUCCGACUUCGUUGAGCAAGAGAUUCUCAACUCAUCUUCUCCAGAUCGUAGAAUGAUCGAAGCACAGCAAUCCCUUCAGAAAAUUCAACGACGCGAGAUAGGAUGCAAAGUUGGAAGCUUUGAAAUGAGCCCAAAAAACGCGACUCAGUCUGGCGGAAUCGAAAACAAUGAGAUGGGAGCGACAGAAGUCAGUAAGAAAGUUGAAGAGAGAAUGAGACAGAUACUGAAAGCUAUCGAUGAGAUCGAAGGACUUGGAGGAAAAUUGGCGAACGUCAAUUUUACUGUCAUGCAUUCAGUCCUAGGACGCGGACUAGACGAGAAAACUCACCCGAUCGAACGACAACUAUUCUACAGAGGAAAGCCCAAGGAUAGUGAUGGGCAACCAAUGGAAGGAUUUUAUGUUGACGAAGAUUAUGUUGUGAACAAUUGUCCCCGAAUGGCUACAAAAUGGGAGAUUUUCGUUAUGGGAGACCGUUGUUUGAAGGACGAAGACAACGCUGACUUGGUCAAAUACAUCAGUAAAGCCCUAAGGGAUGCCGGCGAAGCAGAGAAGUUCCUGACUCCAAGAAAGAGAUCUCCACCACAGGAGGAGUCGCCGGAUCCAAAUUGCUUUGUUCCUGCAAAACGUCGUCUCUUCCCAACCAAAUAA